This is a messenger RNA of Cyclocybe aegerita, 483 nucleotides long. Lineage: Eukaryota; Fungi; Basidiomycota; Agaricomycetes; Agaricales; Hemipholiotaceae. The record is from the annotation of a GenBank genome assembly.
AUGCCGAAUACUCUGAUGGGACCGCAACACGAGCCGAAGCCGUUUAUUUCGAAUCGUCUGGCUCUCCUCUGCACGCCGGGAGACAUUACAACUGCGACAGGAAAGUCUGCACCCCGAAAGCCCCUGCAUGCAACUACCAGACGAAAAGCGAGAAAGACACUGGAGGAGGUUUUGGACCUUCCGCUUGACGUGGUUUUCGAGAUUGCGUCUCAUCUCACCCCAGUGGACUUGCUCAACCUUGCCCGUACCUCUCUCCGCUUCCGAGCGACUUUCAUGUCCAAGACGGCGCUGGGAGUCUGGAAGCGUGUUCUCGAACGAAUCCCGGACCUGCCUGAGUGCCCGCGGGAUCUGACUCACCCACAAUAUGCUAGCUUAAUUUUCGAAAAAUUCUGCAUGGUACGACUGGACACGCUUUCGCCUCUCUCCGCGCUUACAAGUCCUCCAGAAAUGCCUGCAAGAACCAAGUCGCUCUAUGCCCAUUAG